Aplysia californica (California sea hare) is the source of this 1248-nucleotide messenger RNA. RefSeq names its product heterogeneous nuclear ribonucleoprotein D-like-B. Lineage: Eukaryota; Metazoa; Mollusca; Gastropoda; Aplysiida; Aplysiidae. The record is from RefSeq and is a predicted model, not a curated record. Gene Ontology annotation, biological process: regulation of gene expression. Gene Ontology annotation, cellular component: nucleoplasm. The transcript is spliced from 10 exons. Bases 101 to 1105 code for a protein of 334 amino acids. Gene Ontology annotation, molecular function: RNA binding.
GUGACUCGUUCUUUCUUUCAAGACGAGGCCGGUUCGAGAGAAAGCCGCGUGGGUAGGGUCGUAUAUAGUUUGAGUUAAAUUUUCUGCUAAAAUCAUAAAAAUGGCUGAUGAAAUGCAGCAAGAUGAAGGCUUCGAACAGUUUGAUAGUCAAAAUGGAAAUGCAGAAGCAGCCGAACCUACAGAAGCCGAACCCGAACAGAUUGAACAGUCCACUGGUGGAGGCGGCGGAGAGGAAGAUGAGGACGAUGAAGACGACAGAAAAGUCUUUGUCGGAGGAUUGAGCUGGGAAACAACCACAAAGGAUCUCAGGGAAUAUUUUGAAAAAUAUGGAGAAGUCACCAACUGCACACUUAAAACAGAUCUCGAGACAAGAAAAUCCAGAGGAUUUGGAUUUGUCGUUUUUGGUUCACCAGAAAGUGUAGACAAGGUACUAAGUGAAAAAGAACACAAACUGCAUGGAAGAAACAUAGACCCCAAGAGAGCUAAUCCCAGGCCAGUCAACAAAAAAGUCUUUGUUGGAAGACUUGACCCAGCUAUAACAGAAGAUGAAGUGAGGCAGUACUUUGAGGCAUUUGGACCUGUUGAAAAGCUUGAGCUUCCAUUCGACAAAACAAAAGAACAAAGAAGAGCAUUCUGUUUUGUGGAAUUUAAGAAAUUGUCAGCUAUGAAAAAGUGCUUGGAACAGACGAAUCACAAGAUUGGAUCCCAAGAGGUUGAAGUAAAAAAAGCAACGCCCCCAGGAGGGGCAGUGAGAGGAGGCCCAAGAGGAAGAGGAUUUGGACCAGGUGGAAGAGGAGGCCGUGGAGGUGGAUUCCAGGGUGGCUAUGGGUACAAUCAGGGCUAUGGUUACGGUGGAUAUGGAGGCUAUGGUGGAUAUGACCAAAGCUAUGGCUAUGGAGGCUAUGGUGGAGAUUACGGCUAUGGCAGUGGCUACGGAGGCUAUGGCAGUGGCAACUGGAACAAUGGUGGCUAUGAUCAAGGCUAUGGAUAUGGAUAUGGCGGUUAUGAUGAUUGGGGCUAUGGACAGGGAGGAGGUCAGUCAAAUUACGGUAAAGCGCAAAAGAGAGGCGCAGCUCAUGGAGGCUAUCAUCCUUACAAUCGCUAGGCAGGACUACUACUACUGAAUGCUGACAUUGAUGAAAGAGCAUUUCUGUGAAGUUUUGCCAACAUUGUGGAUUUUUAGCGCAUUUUAUGUCAUUUCAUUUCUAUGUGUUUUACUGUAUUAAACUGCCAUUUUUUUUAAAAACA